CAGCAUCUCUUGUCCUCUCCUGCGCUCCAAAGGGUCCAUCGCAUCUCUCCUUUUGAUCCAAUAGACCAUCACCCCAGCAUGCCUCUAUAAGUAAAUCAAUCACCUCUGAUCGAUUAAUUUCAAGUCGAAAGUGCAGAAUUUGCAGAUUUUUGAUCUUUCACGCUCGUUUCAGACGAGUUACUCGAUCCAAUCAUGGCUGCUAUACAAUGUGGCGUUGCAUUUCAGGGCUCAGUCGCUGCAUCUCUUAACAGUGAUACCUCACUUCACAAAUCAAUUUUCAAGAGCAAGAAGAUUAGCUAUACCGAGAAGCCAUGGAUGUCUUUUUCACCCAUGGAGCUAAAAACAAAGAAAACACCAUCAAGAUAUCAAUCUGCGAUUUGUAUGUCGACUCCACAAGCAGUUGGAAGUGCUAAGGUUUCGGUUUCACCUUUGCAUCUUGAAGAUGCAAAAGAACCUCCCCUGAACACAUACAAGCCCAAGGAGCCGUAUACAGCAACCAUUGUCUCUGUUGAAAGAGUUGUUGGCCCAAAAGCUCCUGGAGAGACUUGUCAUAUUGUGAUUGAUCAUGGUGGUAAUGUUCCCUAUUGGGAGGGACAAAGUUAUGGUGUAAUUCCUCCUGGUGAGAACCCAAAGAAACCUGGGGCACCUCAUAAUGUGCGUCUUUAUUCAAUUGCAUCAACAAGAUAUGGUGAUUCAUUUGAUGGAAAGACAGCUAGUUUGUGUGUUCGAAGAGCUGUCUAUUAUGAUCCUGAGACAGGAAAAGAAGAUCCUUCAAAGAAUGGUGUGUGUAGUAAUUUCCUUUGUGAUUCAAAGCCCGGAGACAAAGUUAAAAUUACAGGUCCAGCGGGAAAAAUUAUGCUUUUACCGGAAGAGAACCCAAACGCGACCCACAUCAUGAUCGCGACGGGCACGGGGGUGGCCCCAUACCGUGGCUACCUCCGAAGAAUGUUCAUGGAAUCAAUCCCUAAACCCAAAUUCACGGGUCUGGCUUGGCUGUUCCUUGGGGUAGCUAAUAAGGAUGCUCUGCUUUAUGAUGAAGAGUUCCGGAAGUAUCUAGAAGAUAACCCUGGUAAUUUCCGAUACGAUAUAGCUCUUAGCCGAGAGGAAAAGAAUAGAAAUGGAGGAAAAAUGUAUGUUCAAGAUAAAAUUGAAGAAUAUAGCGAUGAGGUGUUUAAGUUGUUGGAUGAAGGGGCUCAUAUUUAUUUUUGUGGGCUUAAAGGAAUGAUGCCCGGGAUUCAAGACACUCUUAAGAGAGUUGCCGAAGGGAGAGGGGAGAAGUGGGAAGAUAAGCUUUCCAAGUUGAAGAAGAAUAAGCAGUGGCAUGUGGAAGUUUAUUAGGUUAUGUUUGUUACAGGACAGGAUAAGAUAGAACAUAACAAUUGUUGUACUGUGAAUCGGAUUGGGAUAAUCUUUUAUUUUAGCUUUUGUCUCAUCUGCAAAGGUGUGAGAGACUACGUAUUGAAAAUAGUCCUAGAAAGUUUACACAGUGUUGUGUUGUGUCUAGUCUUGUACCCUGUAGCGAAUGGAAUGGAGCCCUAAAUAUCUGUUUGAGAUCUCUAUUUAGACUUUUGGGAAGCCUCUUGUGAGGUAGGAAAACUUGAAGAAUUUGAAUUGGUUUGGUUGUAAUAACUCUAUGAGGUUUGAUAUUUGUAUCACUUGGAAACAUUUGUGCUUUACUUAUUGGGUAUGGAAACAUUUUCUAUUUCAGGA
Molecule: messenger RNA, 1710 nt
Organism: Lactuca sativa (garden lettuce)
Lineage: Eukaryota; Viridiplantae; Streptophyta; Magnoliopsida; Asterales; Asteraceae
Gene: RFNR2
Product: root FNR 2
Molecular function (GO): oxidoreductase activity
Source: RefSeq, a predicted model, not a curated record